Messenger RNA from Sarcophilus harrisii (Tasmanian devil), 998 nucleotides. RefSeq lists its product as uncharacterized. Bases 1 to 924 code for a protein of 307 amino acids. The transcript has 5 exons. The record is from RefSeq and is a predicted model, not a curated record. Lineage: Eukaryota; Metazoa; Chordata; Mammalia; Dasyuromorphia; Dasyuridae.
AUGAGUCUUCCUGACAUGGAAAUCGCUGCUAUUGUGGAGACUUGUAACAGCUGCAGUUUCUUACUCCUAGGAAGUAGAAAGUCAUCCCUCAGCACAAUGAAUACCAAUGGUGAAGAAAACUCAUCCAGUAUUACAGAAAUAGAAGAUAAAAAAGAGACAACAGAAUCAGUAAACUCAGAAGAUAAUGCAGAUGGCACACAGAAUGUGCUGGCUAAGGAAAGUUCAUUGUUUUGUCCGCUCUCAAAAUUGUUUCUUUCUGCUGACGCUUUGAUAAAGGAAAAUGAAAAAUCCCAUAACUUAAAAAAGCAUGAGAUUUCCAUUACAGAAGCAAAGAACUAUCUUCUUCGAGUCUUAAACAUCAUAUCACUAGAAACACUGGGUCAAGAAGAACCACUAGAGCCUACUCAGCCUGUUGUCUUAAAGAGCAAGAGUACUAUUUGUGACCCAAUAGGAAUGAUGAAAAUCCUACGCCAUAACUUAUUAUCAGCACCCACAUCAAGUGACAAGAGUGAAAAGAGCCCAAUGCCCCUCAAAGCAUUUGCCCCCCUUGACAAAUUCCCCUCUCCAAUGCACAUUUUUCCUUAUGAGUUGCUUGCCCAACAUUGUCUUCCUUUCUUGGUACCUUUCAUAGUAAGAGAUGAUAUUAGGAAGAAGAAGAUUUUGUGCAGGAUAGUCCUUUUCAAUAUUGUCCCUCCCAAAGGAAAAGUCUUCAGACCACAAGGAAAAAGACAAAAACAUUUUGAAAAAUUGCGCCAUCCAGAAAAACAAUUUAUGGAUCUGAAAGACCUCCAGCGGAAAUAUUAUAAGGGCUUGUUGAAAUGGAAAAAGAAACCCCUGCCUACGUUCAAGGAAAUAAUUCCUAUUAUUGAAAAGACAUAUGUACCUGAAAUGCUCUCGAUGGAUUAUAAAGUCAAUCAGAAGUAAUAAUCCAAAUGUACCAUAAAAAGUGGGUUGUUUGUGUUAAGUAAAACCUUCCAUUAAAUAAAAUGGUGCACAUC